Messenger RNA from Parasteatoda tepidariorum (common house spider), 1558 nucleotides. RefSeq lists its product as uncharacterized. NCBI's taxonomy places the organism in Eukaryota, Metazoa, Arthropoda, Arachnida, Araneae, Theridiidae. The record is from RefSeq and is a predicted model, not a curated record.
AUCUGACGCACACAGUAAAAGUUAGUAAUGAAGUUACCAUUUUAAGAAAAUUUCUCUUCAGAAAUCGGAAAUAGUGUCAACGGAAGAUUGUCAUCCGGUGAUGUUGUUCCAGUCUGAAUCACUAAAAACAGUUGUGUCAUUCUUUUGAAGAAAAAUGAUAGCCAAUAUAUUUUUGUCUAGAUUUAUUCACAACGAAAUUGCUAAACCAUGAUUGCUGUAUGGAAUAUGAUACUUUUUCUAUUGUAUGACGCAGUUUCUAGUGAAUGGGCAACUAUCAAAGAAAAAGAAGGAACAGAAAAAGCUAUACAAUGUUAUUCAGACAUGCUUAUUAAUGGCGAUAUAUCCCACUUGUUUUUAGACGUCACGAGUCCUGAAAAGAUCGAUGCCUUUUGUGGACGAAUAUCACGGUUGAGGAAGUGCAUUGCUGAAAACGAACAUCAUUUAUCUGUUCCCCAAAAUACCCAAUACCUUCAAAAAGUAAGAGGAGUGGAAACAUUUUAUCUCAAUGUUUGUCCACCAGGAACGGAAAUCACAACCCAAUACAAAGGAAAUUCCCCAUGUUUUCAAUUAAUAAAGAAAGAAAUUUUGUUCUGUGGAUCAGAUUUACCUGACGUAUCAAGUUACGCAAUGCAAUACGAAGAAACAACUCGAUGCUGUGCGUUAAAAAGUCACAGAGAAUGCAUGUACAAAGCUGUUUCUGGAUAUUGCGGAACAGAUGCUGGAGACGUUACCACAAAGAUUCUUGUGAAGUUCUUCCACCCACAACUUAAAGGCUGUGACAAAGUUUAUCCCCGCUGCCAAGAACACGGAUUCACAGACUCAUCAGAUGUCCGGCAAACGUAUAAUCCAUAUGGUCCAGAUGAUAUCGGACCAAGAACACCAAACAGACGAUUCUACGGCAAUCACCCAGAACCACGUGAAACAGAAUCUGAAGGCAGUUGGAAAGAUCACGAAACAGUUGAUAGGAAAAAAUGUAAAUCAAAUGGAAAUUCCGUUUAUGGAAUAACGAGCAGCAUUUCAAGUUUUUGUGUCAUUUUUUUACAAUUAUUGUGUACUAGAUACUAUUGGUUUUAGUAACGUAAUUUUGGGUAUUGUUAUCAUCUUACUCAUCAAAGCAUAAAAAGGACAAAGAAUUUCAUAUUUUUCAUAUAAAACUAUAUUCAUUUACAUUGUAUUAGAAGACAAUAUUUUAUUAUCAUGUUGAUAUUGUAAUAAAAUAUUCAUGAGAAACUUGCGGAAAAACCAUAAAGGCAACAAAAAAAACUUCAUAAUCCUUCACUUUGUAAAAAAUUAUGUUGUCAUAUGUUGAGAUAAAACGAAAUAAAUUUAUAUUCUUGUAAGAUAAACUCCAGUAUGCAUCAUUAUCUCUAGCAUGCAGAAAUAUUUGUAAAUAUUGAACUUGUGUGCAAAAAAAAACUCAAGACUUAACCAUAGCCGCAGCAGUCGGUUGUGAGACUGUUAAAAAUGGUUUAAAUUGAAAUUUCGCACUCAGCUGCAAGAUUGUGACAAUAUGGCCAGCAUUUCAUAAACGCUGUUUUUACUUCCCAGACAAGCCGAU